CCGGACUGUGAAUGGUGUGACACACCGACAUGGUAAACGUUUGUUUUGGUCAUCUUUUAACGCGUUGAACCAACGUACAGUCAUCAUGGACGACCGUGAGCUGGACCUCACGGAGGCACAGAAAAUUACAAAGUCGAAAUACCCGCCAAUCAACAAGAAGUAUGAAUACCUGGAUCAUACAGCAGAUGUACAAAUUCACUCUUGGGGAAACACUCUCGAGGAAGCCUUCGAGCAGUGUGCCAUGGCCAUGUUUGGCUACAUGACGGACACAGAGACGGUGGAGCCGAUCAAUACCGUUGAUGUGGAAUCAGAGGGGGAUGACAUGGAGUCUCUUCUUUUCCACUUCCUCGAUGACUGGUUGUACAAGUUUAGUGCAGACCUCUUUUUUGUUCCCAGGGAGGUCAAAGUCUUGCACAUCGACAGAAUGCACUUCAAGAUCCGCUCCAUUGGUUGGGGUGAAGAAUUCUCUCUGGUAAAGCAUCCACAGGGAACUGAGGUGAAAGCCAUCACAUACUCCGCAAUGCAGAUCCACGAUAUUGAAAAACCAGAGAUAUUUGCGAUCAUUGAUAUCUGACAAAACCUCAAAAGGCAGAUCACAAUCCUGGUUCAAUGUAACUGGAAUAUCUACUUGGCCAAUUUAAGUGGCCUUUUAUCGAUUGCACUGACUCUUUACUUGGAAAAUCUGUUUUUAUUUUUGUAUGCUGAACUGUUUGCAAACACCCACAUUUAGCAACAUUUUUGUUCGUUUAUAGAUUACAGAUUGGUGAUAUGUCACUGAUAUUUUAUACAUUUGAUCAUUUCACAAAUCACAAAACCAUGGAAAUAAUAUGACGUUUUACUUAAAAUCACAAUUCAAAAGUAAAACUCUAAUUUUGAACAAUGGAAUGUUUGUAACGCAUUGUGUUAACCCAGUUUUACUUUAACUAUUUUGGAAAAUUCUCAUUUAACACAAAUUUGACAUGAAUUGUGUCCGCCUUGAUUGUUUUAAAUAAAUCAACAGAUUUUUAUUUUUUUCAAUGUGGGAUUGAUUACAUAGUUAUUGGUAUUUAAAAAUAAAUAUUGAGUGAAAAAUGAA
Messenger RNA from Pseudoliparis swirei, 1075 nucleotides. RefSeq names its product zinc finger and BTB domain containing 8 opposite strand (gene tslig1). Gene Ontology annotation, biological process: tRNA splicing, via endonucleolytic cleavage and ligation. The coding region runs from base 86 to 574 and encodes 162 amino acids. Gene Ontology annotation, cellular component: tRNA-splicing ligase complex. NCBI's taxonomy places the organism in Eukaryota, Metazoa, Chordata, Actinopteri, Perciformes, Liparidae. The record is from RefSeq and is a predicted model, not a curated record. The transcript is spliced from 7 exons.